UGCGGCUUUGCUGUAUCGAAUGCGACACAAUCUGUAAAGCGAACGAACUUUUCCUUGAAAAAACUAACGAUAAAUAGACGCUUUUCGGUGACUUGUUGUGAUUUUUGCUGUGAUAUUUUUGUUCAAGUUGUAUUAAAGUACAUUUUGUUUAAGUUUACUGGCUUGACUGUGUCAUAAGAUUUAUAAGUGUUGUGUAACACUUUUACUGGUUUAUCUUAGUGCCAAAUGACGUAACCCUACAAUGAAGGAGUCGGAUCUAAAAAUACCCACCCGCAAUGUCCUCACGGGAGCCGUGGUCAACUGGGAAGAUGACGAGCUGGCUGGCUUGGGAGACACGCCGGAGAACCUCACGCUGGCGUGGAAAGACCUCUCGGUUUACCGGAAGAAGAAAUACCAGAGUAGUAUGUGGAGGUCUGCGACAUAUGAAGAAGUCAAAGUUUUACAUGGAGUGAGCGGCGUUGUAUCGUCUGGCAACUUGGUCGCUCUAAUGGGUUCGAGUGGCGCCGGAAAGACCACACUCUUGGCAGCGAUCAGUCGGCGAGACAAAAGCGCAAUGUCCGGCUACCUCAUGCUGAACGGAAGAUUAGCGGGGGCUGAUCUCAUUGCAAGGAUCUCAGGCUUUUUACCGCAAGAGGACCUUUCUAUUGGAGACUUAACAGUUGCAGAACAUAUGGAGUUCAUGGCUCGACUGAUGAUGGACAAAAGGGCGACUGCAAUAGUUCGUUCGAAGCGAAUACAACAACUGCUGGGCGAUUUAGGGGUAGUCAGCUGCACCCAGACCAAACUGAAAGCACUCUCGGGAGGGGAGAGGAAGCGAGUCGCUCUUGCUGUUCAGCUCCUCAACGACCCACCGAUCUUAUUCUGCGAUGAGCCCACCACUGGGCUGGACAGUUCAGCUGCAAGUGCAGUGGUUUCCCGACUUAGGAGAUUGGCGAUCGGCGGUAAACUAGUGAUUUGCUCAGUCCACCAACCGGCAUCCGGUGUCUUCGAGCUGUUCCACCAAGUCGUGCUAUUGGCGAAUGGACGAAUAGCCUUCCACGGGACCAUUGAACAGGCUGACCAGUUUUUUGCAUCCCUCAACUACAAAUGUCCUGUGGGCUUUAAUGCAGCGGAGUACUACGUAACUCUACUCGGUGUAGACACAGAGAAUGAGAUGGACAGUAGAGAGAGGAUCAGGCGUAUAUGCAACGAGUACCAGAGAUCACACAUCGCAGCGGCAAUUGACAGCAGAGUGGGUGAUGUUAAAGAUGAGAUGGAGUAUUUUAAUGGAGAUACAGAUGAGAAGAACGUAUACUUCGAACGAUAUUUAACACUAGUCAAAGUGAACUACUUCGUCCAAUUUUAUUGGCUUAUGUGGAGAAAUAUACUGUCAAUAAAGCACAAUAAAUCAAUAUGGAUAGCUGAAUUUUUGCUUCUCAUGUUUGUCGGGUUUGUAAUCUCGAUCCCCUACCACGGGCACUUCGAGGAGCUGGAUCAACGUGACAUCCAAAACGCCGAAGGACUUCUCUACCUCAUGAUAACGGAGACCAUUUUCCUGUUCAUCUACGCAGUUUUCAUCACAUUCCCCAGCGAAGUGCCCGUAUUGUUGCGAGAAACGGCAAGCGGGUUGUAUUCACCCCUGCCUUACUAUUUGUCGAAAAUGAUAUUCUGGAUACCACGAGCAGUCAUCGAACCAGUUCUAUUCGUGACCCUCGUAUUCAACGUCGCCGGUCUUCAAGGUGGCUUUAUGAACUGGCUGGGAAUGUGUUUCGUCUGCAUACUCUGCGCUAACUUCGCCAAUGCAUAUGGUUCAUUCCUGUCAGCAGUGUUCGACAAAAUGGAGACAGCAGCACUAGUCUCCGUUCCAUACGACCUGAUAGGAACGAUGUUCUCCGGAAUCUAUCUGAACUUGGCGAGCGCUUCGCCAUAUGUGUCGUGGCUCAAAUACGUAUCGGCUUUCUACUACGGCGUCGAGACGAUAUCAAUAAUCCAAUGGGAAUCAAUUGACACUAUUAACUGCGUCAACAUAAAGGGAAUGCCGUGUAUCAAAACUGGGGCAGAUGUCCUUAGAAGAUUUGGGUAUGUGGAAGAUAAUUUCUGGAGGAACUGUAUAUGUAUGACGGUUAUGUACUUUGUGGCGCAUCUAAUAGCGUUCAUUAUGGUCGUGAAGAGGAGUAGGGGCACGCCCGUGUAUUAGGUUCAAAUUGUAUUGAUAAGUAUUUAUUGUGUUCACUAACAUGUAAUAUCAUUAUGUCUCACACUCGUUGUUCACAAACAUUACUAUGAAGCUUCACAGUGUUUUCGAACGCACUGGGUUGGUUUCAGUAGUUUAUUAUUGUGAGAUAAGGCAUGUACCCAGCAAUGGGGCAGUAAUGGUUUGAGUAUUUAACUUAAAGCAUAUUUUACUAAAAAGUCCGCGAAAACAAGAUAAAUCUGUAUUGUGCAAUUUAUAAUUAUUUUAUCUUUAUAUACAACGCUAAACAGAUCUUCCAAAAUGUAUUUUCUACGCAAUCUUCAUUCCGACCGAAGCAUCCUCAAGGUAUGUUUACUUUACAAUAAACAAUUGAAUAGAAUAUAAUAUAAUUGUAUUGUUCACUGUUUAUACAUAGAAAGGUCUAGAAAAGCAUUCAAAACAGUAUAACCCACAGCCGGGCGUACAGUUAUAGUUUAAAAAAUCUAAGUAUAAUCACAAUGUAGAAUCAAUGUUAAAAAUAUAUAUUGCUAAAUUACGUAACGGAGCAAAACGUGCGUAGAGAAUAAAUUCACGAAGAUCUGUGAAGUGAAGGGUUUGUUUUACUAAAAGAUGCAAUUGAGCAAUUUGAUGGCAUAUACAUUAUAGCCCUUAUUCUUUUUCACAUUCAACAGAUUUGACACAUUCGUAACUGCAAUUGUUGACGUCAUAUUAUACAGAUUUUGCUUGUAGUUAAGUUUAACGUUGUGAAUUAUUCGCGCAUUGUUACGAAUCACCAUAUCAGUGUCAUACAUUCCGUGAUCGUCUUGUUAUAUCGUAAGUUGAAAAUGUUUCUUGAUACAGUCCACAUUAAAGGUAUUCGCAUACAAUAUCGACCGUAAACCGACUCUAAUCAAAUUAGUGCGUGGAAAAGUAAGCAUUAUGACGUGUGGCAUUAGGUAAGUUUUUAUAAAAAUUGUGAAAAUGGUCGCCCCCGACUGGACCACCUGCGUAAUUUCUAACCAUCUUCAGCUCUCUUCACAUUCGUUCACAACGCGUUGUCAGUUCGUUGAAACUGCUUUAACCGAGCGCUGACGUGGUAGGAGUGACCGUCCGACCGAUGCUUAGCUAUCGACUGCAGCCCUAGUACAAGUUUUGCUCACUCGCAAUCGACGAGUCGUUUUCGCAUAUCAAACUGUAUACCGUCAAAGUAAAAUGGGAUUUUAUAUCACUCUUUUAGAGUCGCAACUCUUGUACAUUAUCUGAGGUGUAUUUUACAAACCCAAAAAAUCUAAGGGAUAGGGCCAAAAGCCCUGGAUUAAUAACUGUAGGCAAAUCUGAACUUUAAUUUCUUAUGAAUAAAAUCCAUUUUACUGUGUUAUUAAGGGAUUGGAUAACGUGCGAACAAAUCUUGUGCUAGGGGUAUUGGUUGAAGAAGUGGUAUCCACUUAUUGAAGACUCGUGGCCCACUUUUCCACGGCAGGACUAUGGUCUAGUAAACCACUAUAUGACAGUGAAUUGAACCGGUGUUCAAACGGUUUUGAAACGCUAUUGAGUAGAUAAAUGAGCGAAGGCCC
Pararge aegeria (speckled wood butterfly) is the source of this 3726-nucleotide messenger RNA. RefSeq names its product protein scarlet-like. NCBI's taxonomy places the organism in Eukaryota, Metazoa, Arthropoda, Insecta, Lepidoptera, Nymphalidae. The transcript is spliced from 12 exons. Gene Ontology annotation, cellular component: plasma membrane. Gene Ontology annotation, molecular function: ATP hydrolysis activity; ABC-type transporter activity; ATP binding. The record is from RefSeq and is a predicted model, not a curated record. The coding region runs from base 242 to 2176 and encodes 644 amino acids.